This is a messenger RNA of Sclerotinia sclerotiorum 1980 UF-70, 1353 nucleotides long. RefSeq lists its product as hypothetical. Lineage: Eukaryota; Fungi; Ascomycota; Leotiomycetes; Helotiales; Sclerotiniaceae. Gene Ontology annotation, molecular function: protein binding. The transcript is spliced from 2 exons. The record is from RefSeq and is a predicted model, not a curated record. Bases 1 to 1353 code for a protein of 450 amino acids. Gene Ontology annotation, cellular component: nuclear pre-replicative complex. Gene Ontology annotation, biological process: rRNA processing; DNA-templated DNA replication.
AUGCUUUCCGAACAAUUCAUCUCUUCAAUUCGUGCUCAGCCUAGAACGGCGAAUACUGCCAUUUCAAAAGAUAUCGGCAUUUACCUUCACACUCUACAUCCUUCCCCAAAAAUCGAAUCACAUUUCAAGAAAUCUUCUACCUCAGUCAAUUCCCUGGCGGCAAAUUCAUCUCAUAUUUUCGCGGCACAAGCUGAUAAGGCGGUUAUUCAUGUUUAUUCCAGGCAAAAUGGAAAUCAAGAAGCUUUAAUUUCAUUUCCCGAAAGGUUACACUCCUUAACUUUGGUCGGCGAUGGUUUGGUAGUAUUGGGUACAAGCGAGGGUCGGGUCAUACUAUGGGAGAUCUUUACCGGUAGACAAGUUUCAACAUCAGCUGCACAUUUACAACCAAUCUCUUGUAUCGCGGCCACUUCAACUCAUAUGGUGACGGGUUCCGAAGAUUCAAAUCUCCACGUUUGGUCCAUCUCACAACUUUUAUCAUUACAUUCAAAUACGAGUGAACCACAUGAACCAAUUCGAUCCUUGUCAAAUCAUCGAGCCGCAAUCACUUCCGUCAUCAUGGGUCAUGGUUCCAGUACUUCAAAUAUUUGCAUCUCAGCAAGUAAGGAUAAUUCAAUUAUUGUUUGGAAUUAUCACACGGGUGAUCUUCUAAGAACAUUCUUACUCUCAUCUACACCAUUAUGCAUGGCACUGGACCCAUGCGAUAGAGCCGUCUAUACGGGCUUCGAGGACGGUUCAUUACAAAUGAUUGAACUCAUUCAACCAAAUUCAUCAAUCAAUCCAUUAUUUGAUACUCGACUACAGAAUACCCCAGUUCAGGUUACUUCAUCUAUUUGGUCCCCGCCAUCGGAUAUUGGCACUGUACAUUGUUUAGGGCUGAGUUAUGAUGGAACAAGUUUAUUUUCGGGACAUUCUUCUGGAAAGAUCUCACACUGGGAUACGGGUAGACGUGCUUUCUUGGUAGAACUUUCCGAUUUGAAUGCUCCUGUAACAAACCUUGUUAUGCAAUCUCCUUUUCCAAAGACGUCAAAAAUCAAAUCAAUAAAUGUGGUUAAGCCUAAAUUGGCAGAGGGUAAUUAUACAUUUACAGCUCAAUUGAUUGGUAAUAAGGGAUCUUCAAUCUUUGAUCAAGCUUUGGAAUAUCAAGGAUUUCCCCAGGGUAUGAUUGAGAAGGCAUUAUUAAAUCUUUCUGAACCUCAAGUUACAACCACAUCAUCUUCAUCAUCUUCAUCCUCUAGCGAGGAAGAAAAGUUACGAAAAGAAAAUUCGGAAUUAUGGAAGGUUAUCAAUGAGCAACGUGCUCUUCAAAAGAAAACCUUUGAAAAGUAUUCCGAGUUAAAGACUGGUGGUGUUUGA